CUUUCAGAUGUUGUCCCUCCUCCCUCAGAGGGUUCUGAGGUUGUUGGAGUUCAUCGGAUUCUCAGGAAACAGGGGAUUUGGUUUGUCUCAGCUCAGAGAGGGAGCGUCCAGUCAAAGUCUGAGGUCCAUCCUCUGCGCUCUGACGCUGCUCUUCUACCACACAUACGUGUCGCUGAUACUCGGGACUGGAGAGGGGAACCUGGUGGAGGCUGAAGCUCUGCUGGAGCCGUACAAACACAAGUACCCCAAAGGAUCCAUCAUCCUCUUCUACUCCGCUCGUAUCGCGACUCUUCGAGGAAACUUUGAGAAGGCCCGCGCCCGGUACGAGGAGUGCAUCAGCAGCCAGCAGGAGUGGAAGCAGAUCCACCACCUGUGUUACUGGGAGCUGAUGUGGACUCACUCCUACCAGCAGGAGUGGGAGCAGGCUUACCACUACGCCGACCUGCUGUGCAAAGAGAGCCGCUGGUCCAAGGCGAUUUAUGUGUACCAGAAAGCAGCCAUCCUCAGCAUGAUGUCUGAGGAGGACGCGAAGAAGACCGGAGAGGACAUCGUGGAGCUGUUUCGGCAGGUGGAGGGGCUGAAACAGCGCCUGGCGGGGAAGUCCAUCCCGACGGAGAAGUUUGCAGUGAGGAAGUCUAGACGCUACAAAGCUGCUAGCCCUGUCCCACUGAUCAUCCCUGCUCUGGAGAUGAUGUACGUCUGGAACGGUUUCACCAUCGUCGGGAAGAGAGCCGACGCCACCGAGGCACUGCUGAUCACCUUAGAGGCGGCGGAGGAGCAGCUCAGCAGUGACGCCAACCCGUCAGAGUUCCAUCCAGACGACAGCUGCCUGGUCCAGAUGUUGAAGGGGCUCUGUCUGAAACACCUGGGCCGGUUACUGCAGGCUGAGCUCUGCUUCACACAGGUUCUCUCCAGUGAGAGUCGUAUCAGAUACGAUCACUACCUGAUCCCCUUCACCCUCUACGAGCUGGGUCUGCUCUACAAACAGCAGGGAGACUUCACCAAGGCCACCACCUACAUCGAAAACGCCAAGACCAACUACAAGGACUACUCCAUGGAGUCCAGGCUGCACUUCAGGAUCCACGCGGCCCUCGGCAGCCUCAAAGGAUCCCCUAUCAGCACCCCUUAGUGCUCCAGAACAAGUCUCAGUGCAGCUGGAAGCUACAGAGUCCAAACCAAGAACCCAGGGAUGAAGACGUGAAUCAGGGUGUGAGAUCACAGGUCCAGCAGGACUCUUGUUUUUAGGAUAGCAGUCGUAUAUUUAUGGUUCUUUCUCCUUAUUUAUUCCUUUAUUUGAUGGACGGAUGAGAUUAUUUAAGCUUGCACCUCUCCUCAAACCGGCUCGGGCUUCCUCUCAAGCAGAAACUGACGUAUUAACAGGAAACACGGUGCAGCGGUUUGAUGCCAAAUGUCAGUUUGAUCACAUUACUAACAGAUUAACUCGACUCAAACAGGAAGAGGUUCACUGUAAGGGCUUCUCACGCAGGGCGAGGGUUUAUCUCAGAGCGACUUCAGGGAGGAGCGCUGCAACACCGCUGCAUGUUCACACAGAAGCACAAAAUAAGGUUUGCAGAUCUCCUUUUAAACCAUCGACUGUACAAACAGACGGACGACACACCACUGCAUCCUCCCACUGUACAAAAGUGAAGCCAAAAUACAGGUGCAAAGGGCACUGACAUCUUAUCAUGGUGACGUUUUCAGAGACGGCAGUCCAGUCCAGAUCGGCAAAAAUGUCACAGCGCUGCGGGAGCCUCAUUGGUAGGGAAUUUUCAAAGUUGUAAACUUUCCAUGGGAAUGAACAGGAAUAAAGCAGGAAUUUACUAAAUUGAAGGUUGGCUCUUAAUAGGGAACUUAAAUAUAGUUGGGAAAAUAUAUUUUAGCAUAAUCCUGACUAUAACAACCAGAUUUCAUGAGUACAGUUGAAUAUGUCUGCUAUUCCUCAAUCACAUGCACAUAGCACAAUGCUUACUGCAGGGCUAUUGAGGCCACGCCCCCUACAUGCACUGUGCAUUCCUCCAUCACAUGAAGCACAGAGGAUUUCUACUUUGGAUGGAUGUCUGCUUAGAACAAAACAAAUAUUUAUGCUUGGCUAUGAUACCUUUCCAUUAAAUUACCCUCAAUUCCCAGUUCAUUCCCAUGGAAGGUUUCCAAUUUGGAAUAUUUCCAAAAUCCCCCAGCUUAACUUCCCGUGGAAAUUUAAGGGUAACUUUCUAGACAUUUUCCACCCCUUUGCAACCCUACUCAUUGGUCGACACAGCUGCCAAUCAUAGCUUUGAUCAUGGAAUAGAAUUCUGCCUGUGACAUCAAAGGCAGGGUUCUAGAAUUCUGGCAUCAAAGGCGGAGUUCUAGAAUUCUGACAUCAAAGGCAGAGUUCUAGAAUUCUGGCAUCAAAGGCAGAGUUCUAGAAUUCUGACAUCAAAGGCAGAGUUCUAGAAUUCUGACAUCAAAGGCAGGGUUCUAGAAUUCUGGCAUCAAAGGCGGAGUUCUAGAAUUCUGACAUCAAAGGCAGAGUUCUAGAAUUCUGAGAUCAAAGGCAGAGUUCUAGAAUUCUGAGAUCAAAGGCAGAGUUCUAGAACUCUAAAAAGAGAACAUUUCAUUAGCCCCUCCCCUCUUUCCUGAUUCAUCCCUCUUUUUUUUUUUCCCUUUUUUUUGGGGGGGGGGGCUUUUGCCUUUAUUCCAUAGGACAACUGAAGAGAGACAGGAAGUAUGGGGAGUAGAGAGCGGGGGAAGACAUGCAGGAAAUGGUCGACGGUCGGGAAUCGAAACGGUGACCCCUGCGACGAGGACUGUAGCCUCUGUAUGUGGGGCACUUAGACCGCUAGACGAGUCAGAAACACGAACACUGAGACAUACAGUAAAUCAACGUUUAUUUGACCUCUAUUUGAUUUUACACUUUGACCCAUGUUCCAUCUGAUAACAUGGAGAAGGCGGGCCUUAUAAGUCAGUCAGCAGGGGGAGCUCUGAAUAUUUUGGCUUCACUUUUGGGGAGCUGUCAUGUCGUCACGUUAUGAGAGAUCUGAGAAGAAAAUCAGUAUUACCAACACGUCUCAGAUGGCAGUCGCUCGUCUUCCCCCUCUGUUGCCCUUUGAAUCUCUGAACGAGCCCAAACUAAAGCUAAGAAACGGACCUUUAACACCACUACAUGAAUCCAGGCCUUACACUGAACCACGUCAUCAUUAAAGCCGGUUUAUCUUUAGAUGAUAAAAGUGAAGAGUGCUUUACAUGUGCAGCAGAGAGAGCUGUGUGUUCACACACACAUUAUAUAUAAAUAUAUGCUUGAUAUUUUCUUCUUCAUACUUUGCCUUUUUGAUCUCCGAACGCCACACGUGCACAGAGCACAUCAACACACACACACACACACAUGUCAGUGCACACGCAGUCGCAGCCUUUUCACCAACCGUGGCUUAUAUUAACACACACACACACACACACACACACACACGGCGUAAAGCAUAACACACUCAUUCCAAGCUUGCACAUACCGGGCAAUAGGCACAUUCAAGCAAAGCAAACAGGAGCAGCUGGAAACGCACACAUUUAGCAGCAAUAUAAAAGAUCUGCAUCUGUUAGUUAGUUUGUCUGUGAGUCCGGUCUGAAGGUUUAUUGUGGUCUCAGGUUUUUAUUUCUCAGAGGCAGCAGAGUCUGGGACUUUCAAAUGAAGGGGUUUAAACGUGAGAUCUCCUCAUAAAGCCUUCAGUGGCACCAAAGAGAGCCGUGCGAGUCGGAUAGAAAGACCUGAGUGAUGCAAAAAACCAAAAUAAUUUAUACCAAUAUGUACAAAAUUAAUAUGCCAAGUAUCAAUGUUCCACCUGUGACAUUC
This is a messenger RNA of Notolabrus celidotus (New Zealand spotty), 3820 nucleotides long. RefSeq names its product tetratricopeptide repeat protein 39B-like. The transcript has 11 exons. The coding region runs from base 8 to 1129 and encodes 373 amino acids. Lineage: Eukaryota; Metazoa; Chordata; Actinopteri; Labriformes; Labridae. The record is from RefSeq and is a predicted model, not a curated record. Gene Ontology annotation, molecular function: protein binding.